AUGCUCCAGGUUCGUGCGUCCCCGACCUUCCUCCCCUCCACCACCUCCUCCUCCUCCCCACCAUCCUCGUCGCAGGCGCCGACGCCCUUCCCGUUCUCGGGGAAGAGCCAGCGGCGCGGCGGGCUGGUCGCGGUGCCGUCGACGAACCGCGUGGCGAGGCGGUCCGUCAUCAUGGCAGCGGCGGUGGCAGCCAAGCUCGAGGACGCCGACGCGCUCAUCGACUCCGUCGAGACCUUCAUCUUCGACUGCGACGGUCAGAUACCACACCGAUCACCGCCGGCUUCUUGGGUAGUGGGUGUGUGCCGUGCUUACUGCUUAAAUUGGCGCGUCAUCUCUGCGUGUGCCGCGCAGGGCAAGAGGCUGGUGUUCGUGACCAACAACUCCACCAAGUCGAGGAAGCAGUAUGGCAAGAAGUUCGAGACGCUGGGAAUGAGCAUCGAUGAGGAAGAGAUCUUCGCUUCGUCUUUUGCAGCUGCUGCGUACCUGCAGUCCAUCGAUUUCCCCAAGGACAAGAAGGUGGGAGCAGUUGUGGUUGGAUUUGAUCGCUACUUUAACUACCACAAAGUUCAGUAUGGGACACUAUGCAUCCGUGAGAAUACAGGGUGCCUUUUCAUCGCAACAAACAGGGAUGUUGUCACUCAUCUUACUGAUGCCCAAGAAUGGGCAGGUGUGACUUCCCUGCAGACGCUUCAGAGCCCCGACAACUCGAUCCAGACAGAUUUCUACACAAAUCAACUUUCCGAUUUUCUCAACCUCAAAGCAGCAACUGUCUGA
Miscanthus lutarioriparius is the source of this 774-nucleotide messenger RNA. Lineage: Eukaryota; Viridiplantae; Streptophyta; Magnoliopsida; Poales; Poaceae. The record is from the annotation of a GenBank genome assembly.